AUGGCCUCCUCUAUCCCCUCCAAAGCUCCAAGCGACAUCCGCAUUCUCACAUUCAACUGUUGGGGUCUUAAAUACAUCGCCAAGUACCGUCAUGAACGCAUGUCGGAGAUUGGACGGCAGUUGGCAAUAGCCAACCCGCCGCCAGAGAUCGUCGGGCUGCAAGAAUGUUGGACCCAGCAGGAUUUUGAAAGCAUUCGCGAUCAAACACGACACAUCCUGCCAUAUGGGAAAUUUUAUUACGGGGGCAUAUUUGGUGCGGGAUUGGCGAUUCUCUCAAAAUGGCCGAUCGAGGAAAGCAGCAUGUUUGGCUACCCGUUGAACGGCCGACCAACGGCAUUUUUCAGAGGAGAUUGGUUCGUUGGAAAAGGUGUUGCGAGCGCACGCGUUCGAUUCGGCCCUGGUACUGCCGAUGUCGCCGAGGUGUUCUGCACUCACCUCCAUGCCCCGUAUGAGCGCGAACCGAAUGAUUCAUAUCUCUGCCACCGGACUGCACAGGCAUGGGAGAUAUCUAAGCUAAUGCGUGGCGCGGCGGAGCGCGGUCAUCUAGUCAUCGGUCUAGGUGACUUCAACAUGCUUCCUUCUUCUUUCGCCCACCGCCUCAUUACCGCGCAGAGCCCUGUUCGCGAUGUCUGGCGCGAGCUGCACCCGGACUCGUCCCUCGCAGCGGCAAUUGACCCUGUUGAAAAAGCACGGAAUCUGCCGAUUCCAACCGCCGAGUUCAAUCUUGCCGAGAAUGGAGCUACAUGCGACGGGUCCUUCAAUACCUGGCGCUGGACUGAGGAUAUGCGCAAGCGCCUAGCCAAGGGUGAGGAUAUUGUGAUUGACAAGGACACCCCAGACCCGCGCGGCAAACGCCUGGAUUAUAUUUUCAUCGGCGACGGUGGCUACCCACCUACAUUCCCGCCGUCUAGCUGGUCAGUCCAGUCCGUUCAAAUCUCAAUGACACAGCGUCAUCCUACUCUCCUCUGCUCUCUGAGUGACCACUUCGCCGUCGAGGCUGUCAUCACUCGUUCUUCUAUACCGACAUACCCUCAUCCGCAGUCCACAGACUCUGCUCCAGUCUCCCCCGAUUCUCCUCCUUUGCAUACAACAACUUCAAAGCCUGUAUCCCCCAACGCCGCGCUUUCUCCAGACACAUAUGACCAUAUCAUCGACAUGAUUCACACAUAUGUGCGCCGCGAACGCUCUCAGCGCCGUUGGCGUCUCGCGCAUUUCCUGGUGUCUAUUGUGGUUUCCAUCGGUUGCAUGGUCGGUGUGUGGUGGGUUGGCAGCCGCACAUACAUCGGGUUCAUCCUCGUCCUAGUCAGCACACUCAACUUCGGUGCUGGGAUUUUGGAUGGUCUGAUUGGUGGGCUCUUCAUGUCGGGUGAGUUGCGUGCAUUGAAGGAGUUUGAGUGGGAGGUCAGAAAUGCUAGGAGCUUGGUGGUUGCUGCUGAGGCAGGUGUAGGUGCUGCUUCGGAAGAAACGGAGAGAGAGCACAAGAAUGAAUGA
Molecule: messenger RNA, 1491 nt
Organism: Penicillium griseofulvum
Lineage: Eukaryota; Fungi; Ascomycota; Eurotiomycetes; Eurotiales; Aspergillaceae
Product: inositol phosphosphingolipid phospholipase
Exons: 1
Coding region: 1-1491 (496 amino acids)
Cellular component (GO): cytoplasm
Molecular function (GO): sphingomyelin phosphodiesterase activity
Source: RefSeq, a predicted model, not a curated record